AUGGCAACUCCUUGCGGCGAACAUCGAAAAGAAAUCCAAAAGUGUAAUGCUCAGACAGGAAGCCAAGUGGUGAACCAAUGUUCUAUGUCAACAAUUCAAAAUCAAACUACCUCAACGGCACCCAUGCGACCCAGAUCUCUUUACACGGCGCACAGUUAUCACUCGCAGACAGAUGAAACUAAUUUUCAGCGAUACAGUGAAUUUUCCAAAUAUUUCGAAGCACCUCCGUCAGAACAGUGGGGCGGACUGGCUGGUGCAACAGCAUAUUCUAAUUCAACAGGAUUUUGGCGGCAACCACGUAAUUGUAAAACGAUUGCACCGUUCUAUGAGGAAUCGUGUGUCUAUGCAGAAAACUGGCGCGAACAUGACACUGAUGCUGCAAUCGUUACAACACCGCAUGGUACAAUUUCUCUGAGACUUCAUAAUAGGAUUCGGGUUGACAUGACGAUCGAUCGUGCAGUUAGAGUAAUCAAUCUUAAGAAUAACAUUGUACUAUCGUUGAGUGGUUCUGGAUCAACUGCAGCAUUAUUACAUCCAAAUGGAAGAAUAUAUCAGUACGGUUCGCGAGUUGAAAUCUUGGCCCACGAUGCCCAUGGCAAUAACAAAUAUGCAAAGAUGUGGUAUAAAGGAGUCAGCUUUACUUCAGAGCAGUGUGCUCUUGUGUAUUUAGUUGAUACGGCAGGGACGAGAACAACGACAGAUUCAUUUUCAGACAUGAGCCAGGACUUUUCUUUAAGCGUUUUUUACUCUCGUUCUCGUCAUGGUUCAGCAUGUUUGCAAGAAGCUGCAGCUGCAUUAAAUGCUGCUCAAUAUUGGUUGACCAAUGAGGGUGUGGAAAACUGGAUUGUUAAUAAUGUUCGAGUUUCACAAACACCUGAUGGUCUUGUUAGGAUUGCACGUAACAGUAACAAGUAUCAAUUACGUACGUCACCUAGUAAUGGAACAGCUUCAUUGACAACGCCAUUUUUACAUUGUACCGCAUCCCUGGGUCAGACGUCUCAUCUUUUUGUACGUCGAGGUGAACGACGCAUGCACUACGAUGGAACCAGUUUUAUCGUACGAAAUGCAGGUCACAGUGCUGGAUUUGAUGAUAAUAAUCAACUAAAAGUUUAUUAAUAAAUUCUAGUGUGAACUUAUUGCUGCGAGCCUUAUAGAUGUUUAUUCGCGGCAAUGUAACAAUUCUAUUCAGUAUAUAGAUUUAUUACUAACGUCAUAAAUACACACACACAGUUAUGUGAAAAUGAAAAGUUACAUGUUUGGA
Molecule: messenger RNA, 1261 nt
Organism: Osmia bicornis bicornis
Lineage: Eukaryota; Metazoa; Arthropoda; Insecta; Hymenoptera; Megachilidae
Gene: fest
Exons: 6
Coding region: 1-1116 (371 amino acids)
Source: RefSeq, a predicted model, not a curated record